AGGCGGGCCAAUCGCAAGACCCUCCGGCGGGAGUGUCAGAUAUUUUAGCCCAUGACUAUAGGCCCAUUAUGCUGCAACCUAAAGCCCAACAGUUAAUAUAGCAUUUUCUUACAACACCAAUCCUACGUCUCUCGUCUCUCUCGUCUCUCUCGUCUCGUUCCACUUAGACCUAAAAUCUUUUGGAUUCGUCGUUUGCUCCGCAAAGUACACAAAUGGAUGAAGCUGAAGAAGUACGUGUUGGUGCCAAACAAUCGGGUGAAGUGGAUCGGAUAAGCGAUUUGCCAGACUCGUUGCUAUGUCAGGUACUCUUGUUUCUUCGGACUAAGGAUGUGGUCAAAUGUAGUGUUUUAUCUAGAAGAUGGAGAGAUGUCUGGAAAUGCGUGCCUCGAUUGCACUUGGAUGAUUAUGAUUUCUAUGAACGAGGAAACGUUGAUUCGCAAAGCAGCAUGGACAAUUGCGUGCGUUUUGUCGAUAGAUUUCUGGGUCUUCACAGUGGGUUGUGCUUGGAAAGUUUUAGGUUUAACAGCCUUAUUGAUUGGGAUCGUGAGCCUGAUAAUGCUCUUAUCUGGCGGUGGAUGAACACUGUCCUCCAGCUGAAAGUUAAACAUAUUGACUAUUCUCAAGAUGCAAGGGACAGUGAUGAGCCUCAGAUACCUCCAGCCAUUUACACUUGUCAGACUUUGGAAUCCUUAGAUCUCUUUGGCGUAACCAUGUCCAGUCCCGAGUUUGUUUCUUUACCUUCUCUCAGAGUUCUCAAGCUAUGUUGUGUUAUAUUCCCCGACGAUUUGGCUUUGGAAACGCUCAUCUCAGGCUGCAAAGCUCUUGAAACCUUAAAUAUUACUCAUUAUCAGAAGGAUUCUGUUGUAAUUGAUGCUCCUAGGCUUAAGUUUCUCAUGCUACAUGCUGCUCGAACUGCAAGUUUCAUAAUAAAAAAUUCGGGUUCCCUUGUUAAGGUGGAUCUCGACAUUGUGUUUAGCUUGUCUGGUGGAAGCAAUUUUGAUCCAGCUGAUGUACCAAAGAGAAAUAUGAUUCGUAAUUUUCUUGGUAGCAUCUAUCUUGUCAAAGAUGUGAUCAUCUCAUCCAGGACUCUUGAGGUCUUCUAUGGCUACUCUAGAUGUGAACCACUGCCCUUAUUCUGUAACCUGUCUUCCUUGAAUGUGUUUUUCACCCACGACAGUUGGGAAAUGUUGCCAAACUUUCUUCACAGUUGCCCAAAUCUGAAAUCUCUUAUCGUGAAUUUACGUACUCGUCUGGACCCUGGGAGAAUCUAUAUGAUUCCUGGACCUUGGUGUGUCCUAUCAUCUCUCGAGUAUGUUCGGAUAAUGAGCCCAUUGAAAGGGGAGGAGAUGGAGAUGAAACUAGUGAGUUACAUUCUGGAGAACUCACCAAUCCUCAAGAAACUGACUCUGACUCUGAGCGUGGGAUGUUUCAGAAAGAAAGAAAAAUCUGUCAUCUUAAUGGAACUCAUCGCUAUUCCAAGACUCUCUACCUCCUGCCGAGUGAUCGUUCUCUGAUACUGAUUUUAUCUUGAGCAGUUUAGACAUUAUCUGGUGGUAGUCAUCAGACUUUUUAGACUAUGAAAUUUCAAGUUUAUUCGUUUGUGUUGUGAUGAUGUGUUGAAACCUCGUAAGAAAACCAUAUGUAUGGGUCAAAUUAGCAUCACUCCCUUUUUUUUGUACUUCUUACCAUUCCAAAGGCUCUCUACCUCAUGCCAAGUUGUGGUUUUCUGAUCCGUAUCGUUGUCGAUGACGAUGAACACACAAGUUUUUUUUUUUUUUUCUUUUUCUUUUUGGAUUAAGUUUAUUAAUGUGAACUCUAUAUUUCUUCUU
Camelina sativa (false flax) is the source of this 1829-nucleotide messenger RNA. RefSeq names its product F-box/LRR-repeat protein 13-like. Lineage: Eukaryota; Viridiplantae; Streptophyta; Magnoliopsida; Brassicales; Brassicaceae. The record is from RefSeq and is a predicted model, not a curated record. Gene Ontology annotation, molecular function: protein binding.